UUUUCAGCUUUUGUAAAGUCAAGUUAGCUGCUAAAGUAGUGCGAAUUCAAGUAAAAUGUUUUUUAAAUAUAUUUUGCUGGUGUUUCUUGCUUUUGCAAUUAAAAAGUCUUCCUGUGAAUCGUUUUGCCAUAACACAAAAAAACUGGAAUCUGAGUGCGCAUCAUAUUGCUACGAGGCUUGCAAACCUUUGCUCCAAAUGGCACCCGAAUGCUAUCGGAAAGAUGCGGAGAUAACCAAACUAAAGGAUCAGGUGGCAGAGCUACGGAAGCAGUUAGCAGUCCAGGAGGCAAAGGAUUCCCUCUGUAUAAGCCAAAGAUCAGUUGUAUCGGAAAUUAAAGCGCUUUUCGACAAAUGCUCAAUGCCGGAUAAGAUAAAAGACACAACUCCGAAGCUCAAAGCUGAGACUGUUUUGAAAGAAACUAAAGUUACAGAAGUGACGCAAUUCAAAAGUGAAUUUAAUGAAUCGAUUAGUUAUCCCGACAACUGUGAACAAUCAACGGGCAUAAAAACUAUACAAGUAGCCGGAAUAUUAAGACCCUUUCAGGUAUUCUGUGAUAAUAUAACAAACGAUUUUCCUUGGAUUGUCAUGCAGCGUCGAGUUGGAAGAACUGUUGACUUUAAUAACUAUUGGUUAAAUUAUGUCAAUGGCUUUGGAGACAUCAAUGGUAGCUAUUUUAUAGGAUUGGAGAAAGUCUUCAGACUCACAUACACACAACCCUACGAAUUGUACAUUCACCUGGAAGCCUUCGAUGGUACGAUCGGCCAUGCAAGAUAUAAGCACUUCUUAAUAUCCCGUGAAGCUGGCCAGUAUCGACUAUCUCAGCUGGGAAAUUUUACUGGUGACGUAUAUGAUGCAAUGUCAGACUAUCUGAAUGCAAAAUUUUUCACAUUUAAUAAUGAUAGUCGCGAUAGAUGUGCUACCAAGAUGUCAAGUGCUUGGUGGUACAAAAGCUGCAAUAUUUCAAGCAAUCUGAACGGGCGAUACUCUGAUUUUGAAAUUAAUAACGCCUACGGCAUUUGGUGGAAGAACUUCAGUGGAGGUCAUACUUUAAAGUCGGUUAAAAUGUUGAUUAGGCCAGCGCAUUAAAUGGCCUCACAGUGGCUCGAAUCCGCAAAGCUCUAUGCAAAGAAUCACAACCUUCGAAUUAUCUAAAAUGUGAGAAUAAUACUAUUGUAGCGUAUCAUAAAACAUACAGAAUUUGA
Messenger RNA from Drosophila sulfurigaster albostrigata, 1203 nucleotides. Its product is annotated as microfibril-associated glycoprotein 4-like. Lineage: Eukaryota; Metazoa; Arthropoda; Insecta; Diptera; Drosophilidae. Bases 56 to 1087 code for a protein of 343 amino acids. The transcript is spliced from 3 exons. The record is from RefSeq and is a predicted model, not a curated record.